AUGGCGAGCAGGGACCAAGUUGCGCGUCUGGACUCCUCGGACUCUGACUCGGAGCCGGACAGAGGCGGUGCGGUGCGGGCAGGCUGCAGCGGGCCCUCGGUGUGUUGGCCCCACGCACAGGUCAUCCACAGCGGGCACUUCAUGGUCUCCUCUCCGCACCGUGACUCGGCAGUGAGCAGGAGGAGGAGCGCGGAGAGGUACGACUUCGACACGGUUACAGGACGCUGGUGCCAGACUUAUCACUACGGGCCCCUGAGCAGAGCCAGCCUCAGCAUUGACCCCACUCUCACACGGCUGUUCGAGUGCAUGUCCCUGGCCUACAGUGGAAAAAUAGUGUCUCCAAAGUGGAAGUCAUUCAAGGGUCUACGGUUGCUGUGGAGGGACAAGAUUCGACUGAACAAUGCAAUAUGGCGAGCCUGGUUUAUUCAGUGUAAGACAACACAUGAUGUGGAGAAGAGAAAGAACCCGGUUUGUGGCUUUGUCAGUCCAUUGGAGGGAUCAGAGGCAGAAGCACAUCGCAAACCUGAAGCUAUAGUCCUGGAGGGCAGCUACUGGAAGCGCCGCAUCGAGGUGGUGAUCAAAGAGUACCACAAGUGGCGGAUUUAUUAUAAGAAAAGGCUUCAGAAAAAGAAGAAUGAUAUUUUCUCAAUGUUCCAUGAGCAGGGUCAGAUCUGCCACGGAAAACUGGAGAAAUGGACCUAUCCGCUGUACCAGGAGCCUGAGGUAGCCCCAGCAGAGGCCCACAUGUUCGACCUGGACUGUCUGCUGUCGGACAUCUCGGAUACGCUCUUCACCAUGACGCAGAAGCCCUGUCCCUGGACCAGUGACCGACACAGCGGAUACACAAGCAAUGCGGAUAUCAUCCAGCCUGGAUUAACCCCUCUGCAACCUAAUCUGGAUGAUUUCAUGGAUAUACAAGACAUCUUUAUGAACUACCGGGGCCAGACCUCUGAACAGACAAGUUAUACUGACUGUGGUUAUUUCGAGAGCUCUCCGGGUGCUGUCUUUGCUUCGGCGCCGUCUCCAGUGGUAACAACUCCUCAGCUGCUUAUCGACACCCAGAUGCCUCAGCCCAGUCUUUCAUCUGACAGUCGACCCCAACCUUCUUCCUCCAACUCCCGUCCAGAGCUGAGCAGGUCAAGCCAGGACUGUAGCGAAUACCCCACACCUGGUAUUGUGUCAGGAGCGAUUCCGUAUCUGCUGCAGACCUACCCGGAUCCGUCUGUCUCUGUAGCGCUGACCACCGCCAUAGAAGAGCCCUCCACUACGAGCGUUCCAAUGCUCUAUCCUCUGUCAUGUCACAAGUUUGGCUAUUAUUCACCGAGCAGCAUGACCUCCACUGUCAUAACUCACAUCGGCUCCUCCAUGGGGCCUCUCGGUUUGAUGCCCCAGCCUCAUUCUUAUUCUCAUACGGGGGAUGCGUAUUCCCAGAACGCUUGCCACUCUUUGGGUUAUCCAGCUGGUGCUGCUGACCCACUCCAUGCUGCCCUGCCCUCUGUCACGGUGCCGCACUGCUUCUCGGUGCCGGAACAGUCCUUGACGGGGGGCAGGGGCAAGCACAAGCAGAAGACCGGAGGAGCCACUGGACCCAUGUCUGCUGCAAAUACACCAACAAGCUGUUUGGCCAAACUGCUAUCGUCUGGCUCUCAGGAACGGAAGCCAUCUCUAGGAUUUGAUUCGUUGAUUCCAACCAAAGGACAGAGGACAUCACCUCCCAGCUCAACACUGCAAUGUGAUGGGGCCUGGCAUACGGGGAUUCCAGUGCUGACACCGCCUCAUAACCAGACCGCCAGUUUGGACCAGGGCAUGGUUCACGCCGGGACGUCCCGAGGGAACCCAGUGCCUCCCCUCCUCACCCACAACACAACUCACACCAGCACCACACUGCUCAUCCCAAAGACCGAGAAACUGUCUCCGGUGCUCGUCUAUGGGAGCGACCAGAGCUGCCUUACAGAUCAGUUACUGCCAAAUCCUUUAGACAAAUUUUCAAACCCUGAAUCUCCACAGCCUACAUUCCCAGGACUAGGAAAACAGGAUUCAAGUAAGCACACAGAGAGCAGACGGAUCACCCACAUCUCUGCAGAACAGAAGAGACGCUUCAACAUCCGCCUGGGAUUCGACACUUUACACAAUCUGGUGACCACGCUCAACUCUCAGCCUAGCAUCAAGAUCAGCAAAGCCACCACCCUCCAGAAAACUGCAGAGUACAUCAGUAAGAUGCAGCAGGAUCGCACUCAGCUCCACGAAGAGGCUCAAAGACUCCGAGAGGAGAUACAGCUCCUAAACUCCUCCAUCAAUGCUUGUCAGCAGCAGCUCCCUGCGACUGGUGUUCCCAUCACUCGCCAACGCUUCGACCACAUGAGACAGAAGUUCAGAGAAUAUGUUCGGACACAGACCCUGCAGAACUGGAAGUUCUGGAUAUUCAGUAUUAUUAUUGAGCCUCUUUUUGAGUCCUACAACGGGAUGGUUUCUACUGCUAGUGUUGAGGACUUGUGUCGCUCCACUCUGUCAUGGUUGGAUCAGCACUGCUCUCUUCCUGCUCUCAGACCCAUGAUUCUAAGCUCUCUUCGCCUCUUGAGCACGACCACAGCUAUCCUAACAGACCCCAGCCUCCUUCCUGAGCAGGCCACAAUCGCUGUCACGCAAGGUCCCACAGCUGCUUUGGACCACUCCUUACAACCUGCCCCUCAGUAG
Knipowitschia caucasica is the source of this 2694-nucleotide messenger RNA. The record is from the annotation of a GenBank genome assembly. Lineage: Eukaryota; Metazoa; Chordata; Actinopteri; Gobiiformes; Gobiidae.